Onthophagus taurus is the source of this 1885-nucleotide messenger RNA. RefSeq names its product Suppressor of cytokine signaling at 36E (gene Socs36E). Gene Ontology annotation, cellular component: phosphatidylinositol 3-kinase complex. Gene Ontology annotation, molecular function: 1-phosphatidylinositol-3-kinase regulator activity. The record is from RefSeq and is a predicted model, not a curated record. Gene Ontology annotation, biological process: phosphatidylinositol phosphate biosynthetic process; intracellular signal transduction. Lineage: Eukaryota; Metazoa; Arthropoda; Insecta; Coleoptera; Scarabaeidae.
UUAUUUACUCGUUAAUUAUUUUUUUUAUUUUAUUAAUGGAUUGCUGACGCCGAUAAAGUGAAACGAGCGAUAAACACGCCGUUAUCAUUACUAAGUUUAUCAAUUGCGCGAUUUUAUGAAUGGAAUUUGUUUUUCUGCGCGGCCCAUUGCUCAACAUUUAUCAUAUUAUAAAGUCUAUAUGCAGACCUCUUGGAAUUUUAUGCACGUCUGAACGUGUUGACGUUAACUUCUAGUAGUCUUUAAUUGAAUGAGUGUCUUUAUUAGAUGCUUACAGUGUAUAGUGACCAAUACGUUUUAUUAAGAUAAAUUCUAACUAAUUUAAAUGUACUUUAAGCAAUUACUUAAUCAACAAUAGAUCCUGUUUCGUGUAAUUAAAAACGAUGCCAAUCAAUCCUUAAAUAAACGUAAAAGAACAAAAUGUCUUCAAAUCCCGGAAAGUGUACCUGCGACGACGACCAGACCACUCCCGACACGGACAGUGGCGAUUCUGGCGUUUCAUCACCAAAGAACGUCACCAAAAUUAGAAUACCCGCAAUAUUCAAGAAACUACCCCAUUUAAAAGAAAAAAAGGAUAAGAAAGAUUGUGGAAAAUCCGUAGAUGGUUACUCAUCGCGUUACACUUCCGCGGGAAGUAGCGGAAGCGGUAACGAUACGAGCAGCAAUAAAAAGUCACCAAAGUGGUCCUUGAAACUGUACUCGAGCAAGAAGAAGAAAAGUUCGCAAUAUAAAACUUCAUGUUGUAAAUGUAAAUGUUCAAGACGAUGCGAAAUCACUCCAAGUAAUAAUAAUAGUGAUUUGGGUGCUGGUGGGUUAUCGGAUACUGAUGAUUCUGCUGACGUUUCUACCAAAAGUAAUGAAGAACCAAAUUUUGAAAACCGAACAGAAACAGUUGAGGCUACCGGGUGUAAUAAAGGACUUAUCUUUCCUACUUCUUGUAUUACAAAUUUACAAUGGGGUGAUAUAAAUAUGGAAGAUAUUGAUGAAGAAGCAAGAAUCGAAAGAGCUCGCGAAAUCGAACAAGGAGUAGAUGCGCCACCAAGUUUUCGACAUGCGCGAAGAGUCCAGCUUCUUUGUGGCGACGAAAACGAUCAAGCGCUUCGACGUUUACAAAUUUUGUGUCCACCUGAUGUGACCAUUGAUUCGCUAAGAGCUUUAUUCCAGAAUGUUACUUUACGGUCGUGUCCGCUGGAUGUUAUUACAGGGUGUCACACACAAGUGGAUUUUAUUCAUUGCUUAGUCCCAGAUCUCCUUAACAUUACCAAUUGUAGUUUUUAUUGGGGUAAAAUGGAUCGUUACGAAGCGGAACGUCUCCUCGAUGGUAAACGCGAAGGUACGUUUCUUCUUCGCGAUUCCGCCCAAGAAGAGUUCCUUUUUAGCGUUUCCUUCCGCAAAUAUGGCAGAUCAUUACACGCUCGUAUAGAGCAAUGGAAUCACAAAUUUAGUUUUGAUUCUCAUGAUCCGGGUGUUUAUACUUCAAACACCGUUUGUGGUUUAAUUGAGCAUUACAAAGAUCCAAGUAGUUGUAUGUUUUUCGAACCAAUGCUCACAUGGCCGUUACAUCGUAACUUUGUUUUCUCAUUACAACACCUUUGUAGAGCAUCAAUUGUUGGUAAAUUAGCUUACGAUGAUGUUAAUCAAUUACAUCUCCCGAAAUCUCUUAAAGUUUAUUUAAAAGAGUAUCAUUAUAGGCAAAAAGUUAGAGUGGAAAGAUUUGAUGAUGAUGUUGCUUGGCUUGAUUUAAGGAAUUCAACAGCAACCUCUUAAAUUUUUUGUUGAUUUUGUUGAUAGAUUAGUUACCAAAAUUAAUAAGGUUUCGAUUUUUUGGAAUGUUGGAAUGUUUUGUGAUUUUUUUUAUGGUUUAUGAAAUGGGGAAAUUUAUAAAUAC